AUGGGAGCUUGCUCAGGUAAGUCAAGGCUCCGCCUUUCAACUGCGGGCCAAGGCGAGCACCCCCAGCACGCCCCCAUGUGGGUCAUUCAAGUGAGGGACGUCCUUGAGAUGACAGGAACUAUGCAGCCUCACCAGGUGUUGAAGGCCCAGGGCCUCCUGGAGGUUUGGAGGAUGAGCAUGUUCACCCUUUUCGUUUCACACCAGUGGCUGGGCUUCCACCAUCCUGAUCCAAACGCCGAGCAACUGAACGUGCUUCAACUUGUUCUGAAGAAGCUGAUCGCGAAGCAGAUGACCAUUCAGGCCGAUCUCUGGAGCGAGUACAACGAAGGCAAGGCGACAACGAAAGACCUUGAUGGAGUUGGGAAGUGGCACAUGUGGUUGGACUACUUCUGUGUGCCUCAGAUGGUCGGGCUUGUGUGCGUGGAGAUGCAGAAGAACAGCUCUUGUAUAUCAACAGCAUUCCGAGUUAUGUUGACCUCUGCAGCGCCUUCGUUGCAUUGGUGCCGCAGGCCGUGCACCGAGACUUAA
Symbiodinium natans is the source of this 528-nucleotide messenger RNA. The record is from the annotation of a GenBank genome assembly. NCBI's taxonomy places the organism in Eukaryota, Dinophyceae, Suessiales, Symbiodiniaceae.